GCGUUUGGCGCCCUGGAGGUGCGUGGUCAAAGGAGUUGGGUGAUUUAUAUUUUGUUUCGAGGGUGUCCGGGAGCUCCCUUUUAAUGAUGUCAGAGGUGAGGUCUGAACGCGGUGCCCUGUGGUCUGAUGCCGAGACCCUGGCGCUGAUCGCCGUCUGGAGUGAGGAGAAUGUGCAGACGGCGCUGGACGAGCAGCUCAGGAACAGUCACGUUUUCAAGUUCAUCUCCUCGCAGCUGCUGGACCAGGGUUAUAUCCGCACUCCAGAGCAGUGCCGCAUCCGCAUCAAGGGGCUGAAGAGGAAAUACACGCUGGCCAAGGACAGCAUUAAGAGAGGCUGUAGCGCCAGCGGCAGGAAGAUCUGUCGCUUCUACGAGCAGCUCGAUGUUGUGCUCGGUUCCCGGAUCGCCAAUGAGCGGCCCAUCUUUAUGGACGCGAUCGCGACAGCGGGAGAGUCGCAGGAUAUCAAAGAGGAGCAGAACAGUCCUCGUUCCGACAUCAGUCAAAGGGUUGAAUGCCGGAAUGGCCAUUGUUCUUCCGAGGAGCCUGAGCACUCGUUAGGAGAGACCAGCAACCGUCCAUUUGAACCGCAACCCUCCACCAGUGCUUUCUGUAAACACCCGAGAAAUCUUGGAAUGCCCGGAUCAUCUAACUGUCAAAUAGCUCAAGUCGUCAAGCCACAGGCUGCAAUUCUGCACAAUCAGUAUGCGACAAGAAAAUUCAACCCGACUAAAUCACCCCGUGUGCGACGUGCACACUCAUCUGUACAACUUGCGCCUCAGCCAAAGAAAGCAAAGAAGCACUCACUGGAAGACAUAAUGGAUGGUAUGAUGGAGAAGUUCAUCCGCUACAGUGAAGCUGCUGAUGAAAAAUUUCUACGUUACAUGGAGGCAUCAGAAGAACGAUUUGCUCGUCUUGAGCAACUCCGUAUGGAAAUGGAGGAAAGGAUGAGACAAAGUGAUCGAGAACAUGAAGCUCGUGUUCUAUUUAUGUUGGGACAGAUGAUGGGUCACAACAUGGCUAACUUUCCAGCCACAUCGUCAACUGCUGAGGGUGAAAUAACUGAAAGGAAAGUAUUUUAG
Chiloscyllium plagiosum (whitespotted bambooshark) is the source of this 1079-nucleotide messenger RNA. The record is from RefSeq and is a predicted model, not a curated record. Lineage: Eukaryota; Metazoa; Chordata; Chondrichthyes; Orectolobiformes; Hemiscylliidae.